Messenger RNA from Neoarius graeffei (lesser salmon catfish), 1197 nucleotides. RefSeq names its product LIM domain and actin-binding protein 1. Lineage: Eukaryota; Metazoa; Chordata; Actinopteri; Siluriformes; Ariidae. Gene Ontology annotation, cellular component: plasma membrane; actin cytoskeleton. Bases 1 to 1197 code for a protein of 398 amino acids. The record is from RefSeq and is a predicted model, not a curated record. Gene Ontology annotation, biological process: actin filament bundle assembly. The transcript is spliced from 9 exons. Gene Ontology annotation, molecular function: actin filament binding.
AUGGCCCACAAAUCUCCGGUGUACAUUGCUCUGAAUGGACGUAACGACUCAUUCCUAACAAAGAUGGAGACAAACCUACGGAAGACUCAGUCUCUGAAGUGUAUCGCCACUGACCCCACUCUGUCCUGGAUGGAGGCGGGACUAAGAGACAGGAAGAAGUCUGUCUCACAGCUUGUGGCAGAAUAUCAGAAUGCCAUUAUUGGAAAAGCAAAAGCAGCAGAAAACAAGCAAAAGCAAAGCGUCCAGUUUGCUGCCAUCCCCAUCACAAAGAAUGAAACUAAACUGGAUAAUCUGAUCCAGUGGAGCACAAAAGAAAAGUCAAAUGCUUGGGCUGAUCAUAGCACCAACACUCAUCUGACGCGCAGCAAGUCGAUGGAGUUUCUUCCUCACCAAAGAACCAUAAGCACAAGCGCUCUCCGGGAACUCUUUGAGUCGAAGGUUGCCAUGCGGCCCAAGGUUGUUCACAAACUAAAGAACACUGAUAAGCUACAAAGCACCCCAGUCAUGGAGAAUGCUGGGGCCAAUCAUAAAAGCACUGAGGAUCUACUGGUGUUCACAGAAGCAGACACCAUUAACAACAACAACAAUGAGAAAUCAGUUGAACCACCAAAAAAGAAAGAGGAGAAUGUGACCCCAAAGAGAUGCAAUAUCUCUGGCACUUGUAGACAAAGAAGGCUAAGGCUGAAUGAGCAUGCUUUAGAGAUGGAGGUGGGAGAUCUGAAGAAUGAUAAACGGAAAACAAUUGCAGACUUCAGAGACAGUUCCACUGUGCAUGGACAAGAGAAGUUCCCUGUUUCUGUCAAAGCCAUCUCCGCACUAUAUCUGUCAAAAGUGGCAGCUGCAGACCCAAGAGGGAACCUUUUAAAACCAAAACAAGAUUGUACUUCUCCAACCAAACCAAAAGUUUGCAAGUUUCAGCCGGCCGCUCAGGACAGGUGCACUGCAUGCCUAAAACCAGUAUACCCCAUGGAGAAAAUAGCAGCAGAUAAACAUGUUUUUCACAAAAACUGUUUCUGUUGCAAGCACUGCAACCAGAAACUCAGUCUGCGUAACUACACAGCCAUCUAUGGAGAAUUCUACUGUGUGUUUCACUACCAGCAGCUCUUUAGAAAGAACGGUAACUAUGAUGAAGGCUUUGGCCACGAGCAACACAAGAAACGCUGGCUGCUGAGCACAAUGAUUAACACUGACUUAUAA